GGGGUCAAGAGUCAUAAAAAACACCAAAAAGAAAAAAUUAAGUAAAAAAAUAUCUUCUUGAUUAAAAUAACCAAUUCUUUUUUUUCUCUUUGUUAGUUUCUUCAAGUUUGAGUUCUUUGGAUUUCUUUAUUAUUAUUCUUGAUAAAGAAAAAAGAAAGAACAAAAUGCCGGAGGGAAUAACAGCUGAGAAUCUUUUGAACAACAUCAUGGACACUUUUUCUGAUGGUGCGCCAAAGCAUAAAUCUGCUUCGUUCUUUCAAGAGGAAAGUGAAAGCUCUGUUAGUGCUCAAUUGAAUAGGCUAUUUGGACGUCAAAAACCAAUUCAUCAUUGUUUGGGUGGAGGCAAAUCUGCUGAUAGCAUGUUGUGGAGAAACAAGAAAAUUUCAGCCGGUGUUUUAAUCAGCGCUACAGCCAUCUGGGUGCUGUUUGAGUGGCUUAACUAUAAUUUUCUUUCACUUGUAUGCUUUGGUCUGUCCUUUGGCCUGAUCGCGCAGUUUCUGUUGAAAAAUGCUUCUGGGGUAAUAAACAGGUCUCCAUCUAAUGUUCCUCGUCUUGUCUUACCUGAUGACCUCUUCAUCAAUAUCGCAAAGACAAUAGGCACUGAAAUAAACCGUGGUUUGGUCUUCCUUCAAAAUGCUGCCUUGGGUGGUAACUUGAAACAAUUUGGAGUGGUUAUACUGAGCUUGUGGGCUGCUGGUAUGAUCGGAACCUGGUGCAACUUCUUGACUGUUCUGUAUAUUGGUUUCGUUGCUGCUCACACGCUUCCAGUGCUCUAUGAGAGAUAUGAAGAUGAAGUUGAUGGUUUCUUGUCUAAUGCCCUUGAUAAGCUUCAAGGCCAUUACAAGAAGCUGGAUUCUGGUGUCCUCAGCAAAAUACCGCGAGGCAGCUUCAAGGGAAAGAAGCAUGAAUAGAUCUUUAAAAUUAUUGAACAUAAUCUCGUAGAGGAAAACAUUAUUGGUCUGUAUGAAACUUAUUUUCGUGCUUAGCCAACAAAUUGCUGUAUGUAAGCUUAGGAUUAAUCGAGAGGUAUUGAAAGAAACGCGUAUUGGAUUGUAGGUCACCUUAUUGUGUAAAUGCUGCUAAGUACUUUGAUUAAUAUUUGGCAUUUGAAAAUAAAUUUUCUGCAGAAAGUAUGAAUGGUAGCUUUUUGCAGUAUUGGAGUUC
Messenger RNA from Capsicum annuum, 1164 nucleotides. RefSeq names its product reticulon-like protein B8. Bases 165 to 911 code for a protein of 248 amino acids. The record is from RefSeq and is a predicted model, not a curated record. The transcript has 6 exons. NCBI's taxonomy places the organism in Eukaryota, Viridiplantae, Streptophyta, Magnoliopsida, Solanales, Solanaceae.